This is a messenger RNA of Sinocyclocheilus rhinocerous, 510 nucleotides long. Its product is annotated as transmembrane protein 150A. Lineage: Eukaryota; Metazoa; Chordata; Actinopteri; Cypriniformes; Cyprinidae. The record is from RefSeq and is a predicted model, not a curated record. Bases 1 to 510 code for a protein of 169 amino acids. The transcript is spliced from 4 exons.
AUGGUGAUUGUGAUUGGUCUGCUGCGUUACGCUCAGCUCAUCCAUAAGCACAGCAACAGUGUGUUGAACGUUGAGGGUCUGUUUGCCGGAUGGCUCUGUGCUGCAGGAAUCAUGAUUGUGGGAAACUUCCAAGUGGACCAUGCUAAAGUCCUUCAUUAUGUGGGCGCGGGUCUGGUCUUCCCUGGCAGUCUGCUGUUUGUGUGCGUGCAGACGCUGCUCUCGUACCGCACAGCCGAGACGCCGAGAGACUUCCAGACGUCUCAUCUGCGGCUGACGUUCACCGCACUGGCCUUCACCACCCUCAUACUCAGCGGUGUGUUUUUCAUUCAGGAGAGUUUUGUUCUCCAGCACGCGGCUGCUAUAUUGGAGUGGAUGUUUGCCAUCAUCGUGCUGCUGUUUUACAGCUCGUUCUCAGUCGAGUUCAGCUCCAUCUCUUCAGAAACACUCGCCGCUCUGAUGACGAGCCGAGCCGGGGCGUCUGAGGGGCCGCGGAAACUAGAGAAAGUCUAG